Xyrauchen texanus (razorback sucker) is the source of this 2363-nucleotide messenger RNA. RefSeq names its product protein tweety homolog 1-like. Bases 834 to 2363 code for a protein of 509 amino acids. Gene Ontology annotation, molecular function: intracellularly calcium-gated chloride channel activity; volume-sensitive chloride channel activity. The record is from RefSeq and is a predicted model, not a curated record. Gene Ontology annotation, cellular component: plasma membrane; smooth endoplasmic reticulum membrane. Lineage: Eukaryota; Metazoa; Chordata; Actinopteri; Cypriniformes; Catostomidae. The transcript has 14 exons.
ACUUCAGUCCUGAUCAACAGGACCCUCAGGACCACACCAAUCUCAAUCUGUCAUUCACUCAUUUGUAUUGACUGUUUAAUUUCUUUAGAAUGGGAACAUCUAAAUAAAUCUUCCGAUUUUUUUUAAGUAUAUCGAUUCUUAAUAUCCUUAUCCAACCUAGUCAACCUUUUAAAUGGACACAAUGCACUGGAUGGCUUUCCUUUGCCCUGGAUGUUAUGAAUUUCCUAUUUCUGCGGACUGAAAAUUGAUUCUUAUGGAAACGCAAUUGACAACAACAUAGUUGUGGAUUUAAAUUGUUUUUUUUUUUAUGAUAAUUCUGACUGAGAACAAUACAUUUAGGAAGUUUUACAUUUCAAUGAAUCCGGGAGUUCAUUCAAAACACCUCCCUUUCGCGCCACUGUGGACAAUGAGUGCGAUUAUUAAAGUUGUCAAUGGAUUGCAAAUGUAAGCGAGCGAUCUAAAGAGUGAAAGUGGCGGACAGACGCCGGGAUUUUAACGAGACAUCUUUCACUUCAAGUACCCCCAGGGAUUCUCUCCUCUCUUCCAAGAUCUGUCUCUCAUACAGCAACGAGCACAUCCUCGCGCCCAGAGCGCAUAUUGGAACACAAAAGACGGUUAUCUUCACUAAUGUGAAAUGUGAAAAUUUCAAAUGAAAUUCCAAUCGAACAAAUCUCGUUGCUCAGGAGAGUGAGUUUAAACCGUCAGGGGUCUCAGUAGCAAAAGCCCACACGAACGUGAGAGACGUGGAAGAACCACACAUUAGGCUGCAAAUUAAGACAUCCUCAGAGCUUUGUCUCUGUCUUUGAGAAAGACAGAGGUGGUUGACAGGAGUCAUGGCUGCCAUAGCAAUCGUCCCCAACUACACCCCAUCUCUAUGGGUACGUUUAUGCCAUGCCAUUCCUCGCCUGGACUUGACCCUGCAGACCCGAGAUAGCGUGUUCACCCCAGACAGCUGGGAGUACCAGCAGACACUUCUGGUCCUCUCCAGCUUCUCCGCUAUUGCUCUCGUCCUCUCGUUACUUGUCGUUCUCUCCUUCCUCAUCCACUACUGUUGCUGCCAUUGUGGUGAUGGGGGCAGAGAUGCAGAGGAAGAAGAGGAAGACGAUGAUGCCAGCGGUGGCCAUGGAUACAAUGGCAGAAAGGGGCAUGACAUCUGUUGUGUCACAUGGGUAUCGGUUGCAGCCUUGACAUUAUGCUGUGUUGCCAUAGGCAUUGGCUUCUACGGCAACAGUGAGGCGAACGAUGGGAUGUAUCAGUUGACCUCAUCCUUGCUCACUGCCAAUUAUACGCUGGCUUCCAUCGAUCUACUGGUUUCAGACACUGUGGCUGGGCUACAGCAAUCUGUGUCAGGGCCCUUGACCUCCAUGGAGGAUCUGUUUGGAGGACAUAAGCCGGCACUUGUGGCCACACGCUCCUGCAGACGCUUGUCAGAGCGGGUGGUGUCUCUCCUCUCCAACCUGACGCUGGGAAGAGCCCCCACCCUCAAUCCCUCGUCCAACAGCAUUCCAGUACCCUUCUCCCCUGGCUGGGCAGCCAACACUCUCAUGGUGAAUGAAGACUACAGGUGGCUAUCGUACGUGCUGCUACUUUUGCUGGAUUUGUUGGUAUGUUUCUUUAUUCUGCUGGGUUUGGCCAAACAGGCCCGCUGGCUACUUGUCCUGAUGACAGUGCUGGCCUGGUUGGCUCUGUUUCUGAGUUGGGGUUCUCUCGGCCUGGAGACAGCCACUGUGGUGGCCCUGAGUGAUUUUUGCUUUGACCCAAACACAUUUGUGCUUAACUCCACUCACUUCAACUCUAAAACAAGCACAGAAGUCCUGGACUACUACCUGACCUGCAGCAGGAGAAUGAACAGCCCCUUUCAACAGCUACUGACCCAGUCCCAGAGAGCGCUGUCCAGCAUUCACUCCCACCUUUCCACUCUGGAGAGAGAUGCCCUCUCGCGGUUUCCAAAGGCAGAGAAGUCACUCAGGGAGGUACAGCAGAUACUCAAUGCCACUGAGGGCAACUUCCACCAGCUGGUUGCACUUCUCAACUGCCGAGGGCUGAACAAGGAUUAUGUUGACUCUCUGAAAGGCCUGUGCUAUGAUGGGAUGGAGGGGUUGCUCUAUCUUUCCCUGUACUCGUUUCUCUCCGCUUUGGCAUUCACAGCCAUUCUUUGCUCCCUCCCAGGAGCCUGGAGGAGCUUCCACAGUGAUUCUGAAGAGUACGAGGACUCCGACAGCGAGAGCGAGGACCCCUUUACUUCUCAUCAGGCACGUAGACAGAUGGUCUCGGGCUCACAGCGAGGGGCCUUGCCCCCCUUCUAUAGUUACCAGGGGGCCGGCUGGACUCCCCCCUUUUCUAGCGCGCCUCCGUUACCGUGA